Schistosoma bovis is the source of this 1067-nucleotide messenger RNA. Lineage: Eukaryota; Metazoa; Platyhelminthes; Trematoda; Strigeidida; Schistosomatidae. The record is from the annotation of a GenBank genome assembly.
UGAUAAGAUCAUAUGAUGCCUUUUACAUUCCAUGUAAAUUAUUCAAUCAACCAAUGGUCUCAUUAGUCUGAACUAAUUCAUUAUCAUCUAUUUUAAGAGAAGAAAAGAAAAGAUAAAAGAAAAAAACAGCAAUAAAGAACAACAAAAAAAAGUGUAGUGUACUAUCUUCAUGAUGUUGAAUUGCUUGUUUCAUCUUCUUCAUCAUCAUCAUCAUCUUCUUCUUCUUCUUCAUCAUCUAAGUUUACUUCUAUUCAUGGUACAUUCCUCCGUACAAAACAGUACUGAUGUCAAACAACAAUCUAUAAUCAGUAAAUUGAAAGAUAAUAAUGAAUUUGUGAAAGUGAUAGAAUCCAUAGAGGAUACGUAUCAAAUAUAUCUGAAUAGAUCGAAGACAUUUAAAGACUGUUUUAACAAUCAAUCAUCGGUUAUUAAACAAAGGUUAUUGGAUCAUCCAGAAGAGAAAUGUUUUGAAUUUAUACCACAUGAUGAUAAAGAUAAUGUUAUAAAUUUUGGAGAUAGUGGUUCUUUAAAUAGUUUCAUUGAUACAAGGGUCUCUAAUAUUUAUUGGAUGAAUAUUGUUUCAUUUGAAAACAAAUAUCUAACAGAAAUUGCCAAGGAAAUUUCACAUCAAUCUAAAACACUUAAGACUGAAACAGAAAAACCGGAAGAUCUGUUGAAUAUAUCAACGACAGCAACAACAGCGACACUCAUUCCAUCGACUAUAACCAAACGAAUAUUAAUACAAAAUGUAAAACCUACAAACAAAGUUAUCAAUAGUAAUAUUUCAAAUACAAACCAAAUUAAUGAAGUAAAUACAGUAAAGAAUGAAAUAAUCAAAAAUUAUACACAGUCUUCACUCUCUGAAAAUUCAUCAUUUGAAGGUUAUAUCUAUCUAAUCUAUUUACUUAUUAGUAUAGUAUUAGCAAUAUUUAUUAUUGGAGCAGUCUAUUUCUUGUGUACACAUUCAAAGACUAUUUCAUCUUGAUCAAAAAAACAAAGUUCAUUCAUAUUGACCAAUCGGAGUGUUUCUAUUCAACUUUAUUCAUUAAAAUAAAAUUGUUACUAUG